AUGGAAAAUAAAACAAAUCAAAAGCAGAAAACAAAAGAGAAGAGCAAAAGUAACAACAAUAAGACCAAGUUCGUGGGAGUUAGACAAAGGCCUUCAGGUAAAUGGGUGGCAGAGAUCAAAGACACGACACAAAAGAUACGAAUGUGGCUUGGAACUUUUGAAACCGCAGAAGAAGCUGCUCGAGCCUACGAUGAAGCUGCCUGUCUCCUACGUGGCUCCAAUACUCGUACUAAUUUCGCAAACCAUUUCCCAAACAACUCACAGUUGUCUUUGAAGAUCAGAAACCUCCUUCACCAGAAGCAGAGCAUGAAACAACAACAACAACAACAACCAAAACAAAACAUACCUGUCUCUUCCUUUGCAGAAUGCAGCAUCAAUUACACAUCCAAUGCUACUACUCUCACCUCCACCACCACCACAGUGAUGCCGCUUAAUAAUGUGUACCGCCCUGAUUCAUCGGUCAUAUUACAACCAGAAGCCGACAGUGUCCAGCUUCCUUACACUUGGCCACUUGUGUCCGGAUUCAACCAUCAGGUUCCAUUAACUCAAGGAGGGGAAGAACCACAUGGACAUCUCAACAAUCCAAACUCAACUGAUCAACAUUUGGGUCUGGCUGACAUUGAGAGACAGAUAUCUGCAUCCCUAUAUGCAAUGAAUGGAGCUAACAGCUACUAUGACAACAUGAAUACAGAGUAUGCGAUUUUCGAUCCUACUGAUCCCAUUUGGGAUCUCCCUUCACUCUCCCAACUCUUCUGCCCUACAUGA
Molecule: messenger RNA, 765 nt
Organism: Eruca vesicaria subsp. sativa (arugula)
Lineage: Eukaryota; Viridiplantae; Streptophyta; Magnoliopsida; Brassicales; Brassicaceae
Source: the annotation of a GenBank genome assembly